UGCCCUCGUCGCGUCUCUUGGCCCGCCCUCCCCCGAGCCAUCUGGCCCAACGAUGUCUCGUUUCCUUCGCACUGCAGCGGUCCUUCUGGCCCUCGAAGCUGGCCUCACUGUCGCUGCACCGACUGCGAGAGCAACCGGUCCGACCGUGAAACUCGACAAUGGAACGUUCGUCGGCACGACGUCCGGCUCUGUGUCGAAGUUCCUCGGCAUACCGUUUGCACAGUCACCAACAGGGGAUCUUCGAUUUCGCCUUCCAAAGACGAUUGAUCCUUACACGGGAACUCAGACGGUCUCUGCGUUCGGCCCAGCAUGCCCACAGCAAGAGAUUACUCUGCCCAUCAACAAUGCAUUGGCUCAAGACGCUAUCGACUUCAUUGUGAACGAACUCUACAGCGUCGUCAGUCCGUCGAGUGAAGAUUGUCUCACGCUCAAUGUUGUCAAGCCAGCAUCUGCGACGGCAUCCUCGAAGCUGCCAGUCGUCGUAUGGAUUUUCGGCGGCGGUUUCGAGAUCGGGGGAACUUCGAUCUAUGAUGGCGGGAGCAUUGUCCAAAAGUCCAUCGACCUGGGAGAGCCUGUGGUCUACGUCAGCAUGAACUAUCGCGUUUCUGCCUUCGGCUUCCUGGCCAGCGAAGAAGUGAAGAAUGCAGGGAUUGGCAAUCUCGGUCUCCAGGAUCAACGCGAAGCCUUGCGAUGGAUCCAGAAGUACAUAGGUGCCUUCGGGGGCGAUCCUACCAAGGUGACCAUCUGGGGUGAGAGUGCAGGCGCGAUCUCCGUUGCGCUUCAUAUGAUCACCAAUGGAGGCGACACCGAAGGACUGUUCCGUGGAGCGUUCAUGCAGUCCGGCUCGCCCAUACCUGUCGGUGACAUCUCAAACGGCCAAAAAUACUACGAUGCCCUCGUGGACGAAACGGGAUGCUCUGGAACGGCAGACACCCUGCAAUGUCUGCGAGCUGCGCCUUAUGGCACGCUCAAGAGCGCCGUGGACAAGUCCCCGAUGAUUUUUGCUUACCAGUCUCUGAACCUUGCAUGGCUUCCGCGUGUCGACGGCACGUUCUUGACGGAUACGCCAUUCAAUUUAGUCCAGCAAGGCAGUGUUGCAAACAUCCCGUUCAUAACAGGCGACUGCGACGACGAAGGAACGCUGUUCUCCCUCUCCAACACAAACGUGACCACGGACGCAGAUGUCAAAGACUACAUCUCGUCGAUCUACCUCUCGACGGCCUCGAGCGCCGAUGUCGACCACCUGCUUGACCUGUACACGGACGACAUCACCAAAGGAUCCCCAUACAGCACCGGCAUCCUGAACGCUAUCACUCCGCAGUUCAAACGUCUGGCGGCCUUGCAGGGCGACGUCGUCUUCCAGGCCCCACGACGCUUCUUCCUCAAGAACCGCGCCGACAAGCAGAACGCGUGGUCCUUCUUGAGCAAGCGUCUGAAACUGCUUCCCGUGCUCGGAUCGGUCCACGCCUCCGACCUCCUAAACGUCUACGGAUCCGGCGACAUGGUCGACUACCUCGUCCGCUUCGCCGCGACGCUCGACCCGAACGGCAACACCGGGAUCAACUGGCCCCAGUACACCACCGCGUCCCCGCAGCUCCUGACGUUCCAAGACGGCCUGAUCCCGCUGACGAUCACGCAGGACACCUACCGCCAGGCGGGCAUGGAGUUCCUGAUGCAGCUCUCGUUGGUGAAUCCGCUCUAG
Heterobasidion irregulare TC 32-1 is the source of this 1702-nucleotide messenger RNA. It is a transcript of the gene cel1, whose product is annotated as Esterase/lipase/thioesterase. The coding region runs from base 53 to 1702 and encodes 549 amino acids. The transcript is spliced from 15 exons. The record is from RefSeq and is a predicted model, not a curated record. Lineage: Eukaryota; Fungi; Basidiomycota; Agaricomycetes; Russulales; Bondarzewiaceae.